GGCGGCUUCCGCCUUCGCGCUCAAAGGGGGCGGCAGAGCAGCACCGGCUCGGCCAUGGCGGAGGUGGACCUGGAGUCGGACCAGAUCCGACUGAAGUGUAUCCGUAAGGAAGGUUUCUUCACCGUGCCUCCAGAACACAGGCUGGGAAGAUGCCGGAGCGUUAAGGAGUUUGAGAAGCUGAACCGAAUUGGCGAGGGCACCUAUGGCAUUGUGUAUCGGGCCCGGGACACCCACACAGAUGAAAUUGUUGCCCUGAAGAAGGUGCGGAUGGACAAAGAAAAAGAUGGCAUUCCGAUCAGCAGCCUGCGCGAGAUCACACUGCUUUUGCGUCUCCGCCACCCAAACAUUGUGGAGCUGAAGGAGGUGGUUGUGGGCAACCACCUGGAGAGCAUCUUCCUGGUGAUGGGUUACUGUGAACAGGAUCUGGCCAGCCUACUGGAAAACAUGCCAACACCCUUCUCCGAGGCCCAGGUUAAAUGCAUCAUGCUCCAGGUGCUUCGAGGCCUUCAGUACCUGCACAGGAACUUUAUCAUCCACAGGGACCUGAAGGUGUCCAACUUGCUCAUGACAGAUAAGGGCUGUGUAAAGACAGCGGACUUCGGUCUGGCUCGGGCCUAUGGUGUGCCAGUAAAGCCAAUGACUCCCAAGGUUGUUACCCUCUGGUACCGAGCCCCAGAGCUGCUGCUUGGAACCACUACCCAGACAACCAGCAUUGACAUGUGGGCUGUUGGCUGCAUCCUGGCAGAGCUGCUGGCCCAUAAGCCCCUCCUCCCUGGCACGUCCGAGAUCCACCAGAUCGACUUGAUUGUCCAGCUGCUGGGAACACCGAGUGAGAACAUCUGGCCGGGUUUUUCCAAGCUGCCGCUGGCUGGUCAGUACAGCUUGAGGAAGCAGCCCUACAACAACCUCAAGCACAAGUUCCCUUGGCUCUCAGAGGCUGGGCUUCGUCUGCUCAAUUUCCUCUUCAUGUAUGACCCUAAGAAGAGGGCGACAGCAGGAGACUGCCUGGAGAGCUCCUACUUCAAGGAGAAGCCCCUGCCCUGUGAGCCUGAGCUCAUGCCCACCUUCCCCCACCACCGCAAUAAGCGUGCUGCCCCAGCUGCCCCUGAGGGGCAGAGCAAACGAUGCAAGCCUUGAUGGUGGGUCCAGCUCAUCCGGCGCGUCCUCAUGGAUCAUCUGUCAAGGACUGGGAGGCCCUCCAGGUCAAGACGCCGUUGGCUUCUCCAGCUGGCCACGGUCUUCAGCUGACUCCUCCCUCCUGUUUCCUGUGUUCAGAUGCUAUUAGAGCAUGGGCAGGGAUGCUGCUGAGUGGGUACCCAGGAUAGGCUGGGCCAUUAUAGUGCCAUCUGUGGCCUCUUAGCCCUGGCUGCCUUGCCUGUCAGUGAAGCCCUGCUUCUGGGGAGGCAGUGCCAGUGCUGAGAGGCCCAAAGGUCCCUAUCAGUACAGGCUGGAGCUGGGGCCCCAGCUGGGGUGAGCAGGUCCAGGACAGACAGGCUGUGGUGACCUGGGCGAGGCUGGUGGGUCUUCCAGUGGGAAGGACGGGGCAAGUGUUGUGUGGGGCCAUGACAGGAUACUUGUAAGACUUGUCAGGAUGAGAGCCCUUGGUGGAUGUGGCUGGCGCUGAUGGCCAGGGACAGAAUCGGUGGACACCUUUUCCAGGGGUGUAGAGAUAAAAACCUUUCCAGGA
Meriones unguiculatus (Mongolian gerbil) is the source of this 1687-nucleotide messenger RNA. RefSeq names its product cyclin dependent kinase 10 (gene Cdk10). Gene Ontology annotation, molecular function: ATP binding; cyclin-dependent protein serine/threonine kinase activity. NCBI's taxonomy places the organism in Eukaryota, Metazoa, Chordata, Mammalia, Rodentia, Muridae. The record is from RefSeq and is a predicted model, not a curated record. The transcript is spliced from 13 exons. The coding region runs from base 55 to 1137 and encodes 360 amino acids. Gene Ontology annotation, cellular component: nucleus. Gene Ontology annotation, biological process: protein phosphorylation; regulation of mitotic cell cycle.